Molecule: messenger RNA, 381 nt
Organism: Vanrija pseudolonga
Lineage: Eukaryota; Fungi; Basidiomycota; Tremellomycetes; Trichosporonales; Trichosporonaceae
Exons: 3
Coding region: 1-381 (126 amino acids)
Source: RefSeq, a predicted model, not a curated record
AUGAUUGCUCUCGUGCUCACCCUCACCCUCCUCGGACCUGCCUUUGCCCAGUCCUGCGUCUACGAUGAGGCCAAGCAGCAAGAGUUGAUGCAACUCCAAAGUGAGGCGGACAAAUGUUCCUCCUCUCUCUUCGUCGAUCAGAUCGAUCAGACCUGCGCCGGAGAAUGCACAGACACGUUCUACAACAAUCUCGUGUCCGACUACCAAUGCGCCCUGUAUGACAUGUACCAGCCACCCAACCCCAGCUUUCCAGCAGUGAACUCACAAGACUUUGCUGGUUAUGCCGACUUCCAGCAAGAGCUUGUGCGCCUGUCAGAGGCCUGCUACUUCCGCAACAUCACACUCAAAGGCACACAGACCCUCACCGAGCCGCCUCUGUAA